ACAUGUGAUUGUAAAUAUCUUAGAAACAAACUAGACGUUGUUCAACUCCCUCAACCACUCUGAAACUCAAAACACCUUCAAAUACACACACUCACAACUUCGUUAACUCCGCCGUCGUCUCCCCCGGCUAACAUCCCAAAGCAUCACCAUACAUACACCUUCAAAUACACACCUCCACUCCUCCAAAACCUAACUCUCUCUCUCUCUCUUCUUCAACAUUCAACAUGCAAUCCGCAAUUUCUCUCUCACUUUCCUCCGCUUCUCCGAUCACCGUCAGAUCCGACGCCGGAGCAACCUCCUCCGCCUUUCCCGGCGUCUUCUCCAGCCAGCUCCGCUUCUGCGGACUCAGAAGCGAAGCUGUUACAGGAUGCAGAUCGGCAUGUAGUAAUGCGGUUAUGUUGAAGCCGAAAAUGAAGGUUUUUGCUUCCUUGAAUGGAAACGGAAACGGAGCUCAAUCGAAAGGUUUUGAUUAUGAUCUGGUCAUUAUUGGAGCUGGUGUUGGUGGUCAUGGUGCUGCUCUUCAUGCUGUUGAGAAGGGUCUGAAAACGGCCAUCAUUGAAGGUGAUGUGGUUGGUGGAACAUGUGUUAAUCGUGGUUGUGUUCCUUCCAAAGCCCUUCUUGCCGUUAGUGGUCGCAUGCGAGAGCUUCAGAAUGAACACCAUAUGAAGUCUUUUGGAUUACAGGUUGCAGCUGCUGGGUAUGACAGACAGGGGGUAGCCGAUCACGCAGAAAAUCUUGCCACCAAAAUUCGAAAUAAUUUGACCAAUUCUUUGAAAUCUCUUGGCGUGGACAUAUUGACAGGUGUUGGCACUGUCGUGGGUCCACAAAAGGUGAAAUAUGGAAAAGCUGGGGGCAGCGAGACAGUUAUUACGGCAAAAGACAUUAUUAUAGCUACUGGAUCAGUACCAUUUGUCCCUAAGGGAGUUGAAGUUGAUGGUAAAACCGUAAUAACCAGUGAUCAUGCACUAAAAUUAGAGACAGUGCCUGAGUGGAUAGUUAUUGUUGGAAGUGGUUACAUAGGUCUUGAAUUCAGUGAUGUUUAUACAGCACUUGGAAGUGAGGUGACAUUUGUAGAAGCUUUAGAUCAGUUAAUGCCUGGAUUCGACCCAGAAAUCGGAAAAUUGGCUCAAAGGGUUCUUAUAAAUCCUCGAAAGAUUGACUAUCAUACUGGUGUAUUUGCAACCAAGAUCACUCCAGCAAAGGAUGGUAAACCUGUAACAAUUGAGCUUAUAGAUGCGAAGACAAAGGAACCAAAAGAUACGUUGGAGGUAGAUGCUGCUCUCAUUGCAACCGGAAGGGCCCCAUUUACACAAGGGCUCGGUUUGGAGAAUGUUAAUGUAGAGACACAACGUGGUUUUAUUCCCGUUGAUGAACGCAUGCGAGUUAUUGAUUCAAAGGGAAAAUUGGUCCCUCACUUAUAUUGCAUUGGUGAUGCUAAUGGCAAAAUGAUGCUUGCACAUGCAGCAAGUGCCCAGGGAAUUUCAGUUGUUGAGCAAGUUUCCGGGAAAGAUCAUGUUCUUAAUCAUCUGAGCAUCCCAGCUGCAUGUUUCACACAUCCUGAAAUCAGUAUGGUUGGGUUAACUGAGCCUCAAGCAAGAGAGAAAGCUGAGAAGGAAGGAUUCGAAAUCAGUAUUGCCAAGACUAGCUUUAAGGCCAACACCAAAGCCCUUGCUGAAAAUGAAGGAGAGGGGAUGGCCAAGUUGAUUUACAGGCCCGACAAUGGAGAAAUCCUUGGUGUUCAUAUAUUUGGCAUGCAUGCUGCAGACCUCAUCCACGAAGCAUCAAAUGCAAUUGCUUUAGGAACACGUAUACAGGACAUCAAGUAUGCUGUUCAUGCCCAUCCAACAUUGUCUGAAGUGAUCGAUGAACUAUUCAAAUCAGCAAAGGUAAGGGGGGAAGCCUCCCUAGUUCCUCAACUGAGAUUAUCUCUCCUUUUACAAUGGUUAAAGACGAGGCUUCUAGGGCUGUUGGUGAACCAGUUGCCGUCUAAUCUCAGUUGAUGGAUUUUAUCAAAAAGCCGUGGAUCGUUUGUGACAAAAAUCCAAUGCACAUUUUUUUUUUCUGGAGCACUUGCUAGUUACCUAUCAAGAGACUGAAAUUUUGAUAUUUAUGUAUUCUUCCUAUUAGUUUGCCUCUAAACCUGAUAAUUUUGAGUAUAAAUAAACAGAAUUAGAAUAA
Helianthus annuus (common sunflower) is the source of this 2178-nucleotide messenger RNA. Its product is annotated as dihydrolipoyl dehydrogenase 2, chloroplastic. Gene Ontology annotation, cellular component: oxoglutarate dehydrogenase complex; mitochondrion. The transcript has 15 exons. The coding region runs from base 225 to 2000 and encodes 591 amino acids. NCBI's taxonomy places the organism in Eukaryota, Viridiplantae, Streptophyta, Magnoliopsida, Asterales, Asteraceae. The record is from RefSeq and is a predicted model, not a curated record. Gene Ontology annotation, molecular function: dihydrolipoyl dehydrogenase (NADH) activity; flavin adenine dinucleotide binding.